AUGCUGUCUUCGUCCGUCGGAGGUGUGUACGAGGCCGAGGCGCGCAAUGAGUUGAACGGCUGGGAAAGACAGGUUGUUGGUGGUGGUGGUGGAGCGCGCAAGUCGGCUUGGCAGAGGCGUGCCGCACCUACUCUACACAACAUCUCUGAGCGCCGACUCCCACUGGGCACUCCAGCAGAUCGUUUGCUUCUGCGUCCCUCGAGACCUAAACCCCCUUUCAACCACAUCAACGUCGUCAAGGCCGAAGAUUUGGACCGCACAAGAACCCGUCAGGAACCUGCUUCAUCACAUGUUUCUUCUUCCUCCGGACCCUCGCCCAAAUCUUCAAGAAGACAUCUGGACUCUGACGACUCUGGCAAGAUGCAUGAUCGUGAUUUUGGUGCCGAUGACCAGGUUCGUCUUGCUGAACUGGCGACUGCCCGGCUUGAGAGACAGAGCAAACGAAUCAUCGAGAACGAUCCGACCAUCCCUAUCAGCAAGCUCGUUCAUCCUAGGGUGGCACGGAAGAAAGUGUCCAAGAACUGGCAAGAUCCCGACUACCCAGAUUCAAGCGAUGGUGAUGUGACCUCGACAAGUCGUGCGUCCAGAAAGGGAAGCCCGUUUGAUGUUCACGCCAAAGUAUUCCGACCAGGCUCACGCGACAGCUCUGAUUCCCACAGCCUUGAGGCGCCUCGAAAGGAUUCUGCCACUUUCAGUGCAGAUGACGGAGACUUCCAACUCGUCACUAGCAAGAGGACCAAACCCUUACCUAGACCUGCCGUUGGUCUCAACGCGCGCGAGGUCAAAUCUGUUGAAACAUCGUCUACUAUCGCUGUCUCCUUCAACAGACAUGAAAUCAACGAAGUCUUUGGUAACGACCUUCCGCCCCUUACCUAUUUCCAAGGCAAUGUUGGGAACAAAGAUGGUCAAGUUGGAUUCGCAAUGCAUCCCAACGGUGACAUUUCUGCUCAGCAGUGGUCACAGUCUGAUUACCAAUGGUUCAACAUCGGUCAAUUCUCCAACUCUCGCAGGCGUACUGAGGGCACUCUCGCUUCGCAUCGACUCAAAGGCGAGAACGAACUACAUUCACUUCUCCAGCACAGUCUUUGUUAUUUCAGGGCGGUUGCGAAGCAGCAUGAGGCGUCUUCUAUGAAGCUGCCGUUCGGUCCGAAGGAGUUGCAAGCAUAUAUGCCUAAGGUAUCUAUCAACCGUCCUGUGCGAAAAGUGGCAGUCACACCUGUUACCAAAACUCCGACCGAGUCGGAAUCUGAACGACCCCUUCCUGAGACAAAGCAGAAGGCUCGUACGCCAUCACUCGGACCAACAACCGAGCCUUGGGCACAAGGUUAUGCCUCCCGUGCUCGUAGCAAGUCAAAAUUGUCCGGUACACCCGUCGCACCGCCUUCUAGCAACCUUUCCUUGCAGAACGACUUCUUGCCCUCAACUACGAAUUUCAGUGCUGUGCCGAACAACACACUCAACCAAUGGCCGUACAGCUUGACUGCUCUCAAUAAUCUGUCCUUCGGAGCAUACCCUAGGAACAGAGACCACGAUGCCCCUGACAAGCCUAUUCUACUCCCGACUCUUACAGGACCUACCGCGACGCCCGUAAGUGUAAUUGAGAGUAGUCAAUAUCUGAAGUCGUUUCUUCCAAAGAAUGUGCCACAGACGGUCACCUCACAGCUCGAUACGUCCGUUUCUACGAGUGGCCUGAACUUCUCGAGUUUUUUCGAAAAGACACAACCCCAAACUGAUUCAUCUGGAAGAACACCCACAUCUUCUCAGCGCAGUUUCACAAAGGCAUGUCUGGACAAGAUCUUCGACACCGCUGCAUCUCGCAACACGAACAACAGUACAGCUGCUCGAACUGUCCUUCACGAUCCAUUCCAAAGCCAAUCUCCCACGAUUUCUUCGAUCACCAAGCAAGAUUCUGAAGUGAAGCAUUAUGACACCACCUGGUCAAAUAUUCCAAUUGGCGAGGCAGCCUCGAGUUGCAUUGGUCACGCGUCCUCUUCUACUAGCAACGACGAUCCUGUCUUUGAUCCUCGUGUUAGCGAGCCCGAGCCUGUAUCCAAACCUAAAGUGAUUGAGAUCGUUGACAUCAGCCUCCCACACAUGACGACUGAGGAGCUUGCCAUCUAUUCGAGACCGAGUCCCCAGAACUUCAAUGGCCCGUUCUUUAUGGGUAGCUCUGGCGUCCCGAGUGAAGCUAGCAGAAAAAGCCAUGAGCAGGAGCUUCACGAUUGGUUCUAUAGUGGACUUACAAUCAUCGAGCGUCAAAAUGAACACUUCGAGUAUAUCAGAACAGCACAUAAUCAAGGCAUCACGCAAGCAAAGGUCAAUCCUGGACCCAUUGGGACACCUUCCACUCGUUCUAUGUCGAGCAAGAAUCCAGAACCAGAACCAUUCAACGAAGUCACAACACGCCUGUUUCUAAGUGUGCAUGAGAGCCUCUCACAAUACACUCAAGGUCCGGUUGAACAGCGUCGCGGAUAUCUUGCUCCAUUCUGCGAUCCACCUGAGUGGUGUAUCGACAAGAGCGUAAAUGGCAACAACAGCUUCUUCGGCGAGGAUUGGAGCCAACCCCCUGAGCGCAUCAGUCGAGACUCGCGCUACAGACCUCUACCCUUUGAGGGCAAAUUUGGUGCUUACGAUGGGCACCGCGGUGUUGGUGCUAGUAGUAUCCGCCCCUCCUUGGGACGAAUCAGAUUCGGCUCCGGCUUGCAGUACUGA
Aureobasidium melanogenum CBS 110374 is the source of this 2712-nucleotide messenger RNA. RefSeq lists its product as uncharacterized. Lineage: Eukaryota; Fungi; Ascomycota; Dothideomycetes; Dothideales; Saccotheciaceae. The record is from RefSeq and is a predicted model, not a curated record. The transcript has 2 exons. The coding region runs from base 1 to 2712 and encodes 903 amino acids.